UUCUGAAUAUGGCCGCAAAAGAGGAGCAGGAGGAGAAGCCCAGCUGCUUACUGCCGGGGCCAGAGCUGUUGGCCCUGCCCAACUUCGACUAUCAACGUGCCAGCAUCACCUCGGCGGCGCUAAGUGAUGUGCCCAGUGAUGUGAUUAUCAAAUCCCGGAUCAGAUAUGGCAGUCGUCUGUCCGCAUGCAAGGGCCUGCUGCUGGAGUACUCCAAGAGCACCACCAUCCACGGCAUUCGCUACAUAUUCGAGGUGCAUCGCCCCAUAUACGAGAAAUUGUACUGGCUGGUGCUGACCUGCACCUCAGUGUACUUUGCAGCGUCGCUCAUUUGGGCCACCUACCUGAAGUGGCAGGACUCGCCGGUCAUACUGGGCUUUGACGAGACGCUGGUGCCAGUGCAUAAGAUACCCUUCCCCACAAUCACCAUAUGCCCGGAAAUUAAAAUGGAGCGCGAAUUUUUCGAUUACGCGAACGUCUCCCAAAAGAUCUGGCAGGAGUACAAAGACGGCAAUGACUUUUCCAGCAUUGAUGAAGCAGACUUGGAGCGCAUGGCUGCCGCCAUUCACCUUUGUGACGCGGAUGUGGUUUCGAGGUUUGUGCCGAUUCUGUCAAAGCUGCAUAGCCAGCAAGCGCAGGAUGUGACCGAGACUUUGGUGGAUCUGAGCAUAUCGAAGAAUGUUACGAGUCCGUUUUGCCGCUGGAGUGGCCGUUUCUACUUUUGCUACAAGAUAUUUGACUUUGUGGCCACGGACGAGGGCAUUUGCUACCAGUUCAAUGGUCUGCGACCCAAGGAUAUUUAUCGCGAUGAGCGUUUCCUCAGCUAUGUGGAUCCGGACGUAGUCGACUUUCAAAACUACUUUGACACUGGUUUGCCCAAACUAAAUGAGAUUCGAGGCAACUGGUCGCUGGCCACGGGCUAUGUGGAUCAGGGCCAGAAUGCGUAUCCACAGCGCACUGUGGCUUCAUCGGUAAGCAAAGGGUUCUUUGCCGUCUUGCAGGGCCUGGAGCACAACUACGACUACGAUUGCCGCAGCUUUAAGCAGGGCUACAAGGUGUUUCUCAACUCUCCAGAGAGCGUGCCGCUCACCAACAAUUAUAUACUGGUGCCCCAUGGCCAUGAAGUCAUGGUUAGCGUGCUGCCCAACUAUGUCGUGUCUACGGAUAAUUUACACGAAAUUUCCGCUCAAAAGCGCCAGUGCUUCUUCGAUGAUGAGCGGUAUCUUCGGUUUUUCCGUAGCUAUUCGCAGAGCAAUUGUCAGACCGAGUGCCUGGCCAACUUUACAAUAACGAAGUGCGGCUGUGUCAAGUUUUGGAUGCCCAAGCCCUUCGAUGUGCCGGUUUGCGGACUGGAGAAGAUCGCCUGCUACACUGCCGCACAGGAUGAGCUCAAUGCCAUGCUGCAGAAUCAGACAAUACAGCAGAACAUCGAUCACAAUGCCAAGGUCAUGUGCAAUUGCAUGCCCGCAUGCACCUCCUUGGAAUACAACUUUGAGAUCUCGCGUGCUUUCUAUGAUCUGGAAAAGACAUUAGUCGCCUUUCGCGAAGAUUACGAGCACAAGGAUGCGGUGGCCUCUCGUUUGACCGUCUACUUCAAGGAGCAUCAGUUUACGGCGAUUAAGCGCACGAUUCUCUUUGGCGUCUCCACGUUGAUCUCCAAUUGUGGCGGCAUCUUCGGCUUGUUUAUGGGCAUCUCCAGCCUCAGCUUCAUCGAGCUCGUCUACUUCUUCUCGAUGCGCAUCUGCGGCAGCUGCAGCCAGCGGCGCAAACGCAAAGUCAUGAUAGUCCCAAAGGAGCAGGAUGAAGUGCCCAUUGACCCAUGA
Molecule: messenger RNA, 1820 nt
Organism: Drosophila hydei
Lineage: Eukaryota; Metazoa; Arthropoda; Insecta; Diptera; Drosophilidae
Gene: ppk
Product: pickpocket protein 28
Exons: 7
Coding region: 9-1820 (603 amino acids)
Biological process (GO): sodium ion transmembrane transport
Cellular component (GO): membrane
Molecular function (GO): ligand-gated sodium channel activity
Source: RefSeq, a predicted model, not a curated record